AUGCCUUCUCUCGCCCUACUGACGAGCCCACGAAACUCUCGCUUCAUAAAAUACAUCCUCGCACCCUUCUUCCUCUGGUACAUAUCGGUCCAAACUUUUCACUUCAACUUAUCUCUGUCGGUCGAGCCAGAACCGUCCCCACGACUGCCAAAUGAGGAUUAUUACACCGGGAAAAAUGGACUUGGAAAGUCACAGGGAGAAGAAAGUGGGUCAAAGUUGCAUCUUUACCGUCAAGAUGGAUUUCUUGAAGUCAAUCACAAUGGGCGCCAUCCUAUUCUGGAGCUCAUGGAACGUGCCGAAAAGGAUUGGAAAGCAAAGUUAGAACGUGCGAGUACGUCGUUGGAAGACGCUGUGAAGGAGUAUAAGAGACGGUACAAGAGGGAUCCUCCGAAAGGCUUUGAUCAGUGGUGGGAUUAUGUCGAAAAACACAAUAUUCAGUUACCCGAUGAGUACGACGAGAUUUACCUUGACCUCCAGCCUUUUUGGGGUAUCAGUCCCUCAGAUCUUCUUGUAAUACAAAAGGAACUCGAAGAAAAAAAGGACUCGUAUACGAUAGGAAAGACCGAGUCUACCAAUGUCACGAUAGUUCGCACUUCUUUCAGGGAAGAACUCCAUCAGCAACUCAUCAAAGGAACUCCAAAUGUUGUAAAUUUGCUCAGAGACAUCGAAGAAUAUCUUCCGCCAUUCCGCGCGACUUUUUCUCCCCAUGAUGGGCCGAACCGACUUUCGGACUUUGAAGUCAAGGACUUCGCUCUUGAAGCUGCAAGUAUGGAUACACAUCUCACUCGCGAAAGUUUCCCGGAAGCUUCAUCUCUCGGCUGGCUUUCCGCUUGUUCACCUAGGUCUCGUGCACGUAACCUACCCGUCCCAUUCAGACAAAAACAAACCGACCUUCUCAACUUGGAUUCUCCGGCACCACCCUCCGAAUCUCCCGUCUUUCCCUACCACUCCUCUUCGACUUUCCAAUACCCCAAUUUUACUCCUGAUAUCCCAAGGACGAAAAAUUUUAUCUUCGACCACCUGAAAACCAUGGAUCCCUGUUCUAACCCGGCUUUGUUCUGGACGCAUGGUCAGUUCUUAGGACGAGAUGAAGGUCCUGCGCCGCAACCGUACUUGGUACCGGAAUUCGCUCCAUGCACGACAACUAUCCAUCAUAACAUUCGUGUGCCUUCCCUCUAUGCAUGGGUGAAUGAUCUUGCAGACACUGAUAAUCCGGAUUGGGAGCUUCGCGAAGACGACCGGCUGUUGUGGAGAGGUAGUAAUACAGGAAUUGGUCAUAGCAAAACAACCAGAUGGAGUAGCAGUCAUCGGAAUUGGAUGGUUAUGUGGGGAAAUGGGGUUAACGGGACAGUUGAUGUGAUGUUCAGUGAGGUAGAUGAUGCUCCUGCGGGGAAACCAAAAACGAUGAGGAGAGCGAGGUUGAAUCCCUCCUUGAUCGACAUGAAGUUUGCUGGUAAACUGCAUUGCUGGGAUGAUGACACUUGUAAGCUCAUUGAGCGUAUAUAUCCGGUUUCGAAAAAGAUGUCAGAGAAGGAGGCUGGGAAUUACAAGUACAUUAUGGAUGUUGACGGCAAUGGUUGGUCCGGACGUUUUAAACGUCUAAUGACCUCCAAGGCCCUGAUUCUCAAGGCAACUAUAUACCCUGAGUGGUACUAUUCGCGUAUCCAAGCUUGGUUCCAUUACGUUCCAGUCCAAGUGGAUAUGUCCGAUCUAUACGAUAUUCUCGUUUUCUUUCGCGGUGAUCCUAACGGCAACGGAUCUCACGACGAGCUUGCGAAGAAGAUUGCCUUGCAAGGAAGAGAAUGGAGUAAGACCUUUUGGAAGAGAGAAGAUUUGGUCGCGUACUUUUAUCGAUUAAUUCUAGAAUACGCUCGAGUGGCGAGCCCGAAUAGGGAGAAGAUGAAUUACACACCUGUUGCUCCGUGA
Messenger RNA from Marasmius oreades (fairy-ring Marasmius), 1926 nucleotides. RefSeq lists its product as uncharacterized. The transcript has 5 exons. The coding region runs from base 1 to 1926 and encodes 641 amino acids. NCBI's taxonomy places the organism in Eukaryota, Fungi, Basidiomycota, Agaricomycetes, Agaricales, Marasmiaceae. The record is from RefSeq and is a predicted model, not a curated record.